Messenger RNA from Austrofundulus limnaeus, 1282 nucleotides. RefSeq names its product carbonic anhydrase 4. Gene Ontology annotation, molecular function: carbonate dehydratase activity; zinc ion binding. The record is from RefSeq and is a predicted model, not a curated record. Lineage: Eukaryota; Metazoa; Chordata; Actinopteri; Cyprinodontiformes; Rivulidae. Gene Ontology annotation, cellular component: plasma membrane.
GGCCAUUUGGGGCAGCUUGUGAGCUGCUGGUGUUUUGUGGAGUACUGGUGGGCUGCUGCAGGUACCUGAGGUUCUGCUGUGCUGGUUCCCCAUCCUGUAGGAUGAUCCUGUGUGCAGUAGUUGCAGUGGUUCUGUGCAUUUUUGUGCCUAGUGUACAAUCAGCCUAUGCCUGGUGUUACCAUGACAAAAGCUGCAAUGAGUCUCGCUGGACAUCCAUCGCUCUUUAUUGCAACGGCAGCCGCCAGUCUCCCAUCAACAUUGUGUCAGCCUCUGCCACAGCCAACGCCAGCCUGACUGACUUCACCUUCCAGGGCUACAGCAACACCAGUGCCAUGAACACAAUGUUGAACACGGGGAGGACAGUCAAAGUGACUUUGAACCAUGGUGUUAGGAUUUCUGGAGGGGGUCUGUCAGAGGCUUAUGACAGUCUGCAGUUCCACCUGCACUGGGGAAAUGGAUCCUCUGUCCCUGGUUCUGAACAUACUGUGGAUGGAAAGCCUUACCCCAUGGAGCUGCAUAUUGUGAACAGCAAGUCAUCUUAUAACCAGAACAUAACUCUUGCUGUGAAAGAUUCUGAAGGACUGUCUGCACUUGGUUUCCUGAUAGAGGAGCUGAAUGAUACCAGUGGCCAGCCUGCUAGCUGGAAAAUCUUGACCAACUAUUUGUCCAACAUCUCACAUGCUGGACAAUCGGUAUCACUGGCAGCAGCUGGUAUUUCACUGGAUGAUCUCCUGGUUGGUGUGAAUCGCUCCAAUUACUACCGCUACCUCGGUUCUUUGACCACCCCUGGCUGUUAUGAGGCUGUAGUUUGGACUGUGUUCAAGGAUACCAUUAAAGUCAGCAAAGAUUUGAUAAACCUCUUCAGCUCAUCACUGCAUGUCAAUGACAGCACAUCACCUCUGAUGGUUAACGUGUUCAGAAGUAUCCAAUCAGCACAGCCAGUCUCAACUCAGCCUAAAGCCAGCACCAGCUCUUCCACUAACACGAGUUUCUCUCUGGGUCUGAUGGUUCUCAGUCUCAUUCUGAGGUGGAUUUGAUAUCAUACAACUUAAGUUUUCUAAUGUAAUUGUUUUUCAGUUUGUGUAACGAAGGGUUAGUGUGUAAAAGCACUUGUACACCACUUUUUUUCUUUUGAAAUUGUAAUUUGACAUGCACUUUAACUGUACCCAAGUCUAAUAUGUAAAUCUUUUCUUCAAUGAYGUGUUGUGUUUAAAGUAAGUUUUUAAUAUGAGAAGUUAUGCAAGAACUCUUUAUGUCAAAUAAAAAACUAAAAUAAUCCUUU